GGUUUCAGUAGACGCGGGCGUUUGGGUGCGAGAAACCGCGUGCUGCGAAUGAAAGUUGGCACGGGCGUUGCGUGCUGUCAACCUAACGCAUUGUUUGAAGCGGUGAGUCGUUUAGUGGAGCACGGAAUAACCCAACGCUUUGUCUCUGGAUUACACUUCAAUCACCAUGGCUACAGACGCGUAUAAACACGCACAAGGAUGGAAGCAGAGAAUGAAUGUCAUAGUCCUGAAGGUCAACUCACCAACUUGCUUUUUGAUAAGGGAAGCAGCGGGAGCAGAGAUGUCUCAAAGUGGAAGAGAAUUUAUCAGCAUGGAGGCAAACAUGAAACAACACAUGAGGAAAUGGGACAUCCAACCUUUCACACCACUACUCCCAGAGAUUGAUUCGAUUGUUUUGGUGCAAAAUCCUUCAGAUAAACAAUGGUACCGUGGAUGUGUCCGCAAGAUAUUUGACACCAUGACUGGCUAUAGAGUGGAGGUCUUCUUGGUUGACUAUGGAGAGACGCUCAUGGUGGACCGGAAAGUGUUGCGCAAGGUGCCAAGUGAGAGGAUUCUUGACGUGCCCUUUCAAUGUGUUGAAUUUUCAAUUCUUGGACUGAAGCCUGUGCACUGGACAAUUGACCCAACAUCCAUUACAAUGAAAUUUGUGAUUGGUUCCUCCUGGGAUGCUGCUUCCAUUGAGUAUGUGAAGUCAACAGUGGAAAAAGCUGAUGCAGUGCAUGUUCAAGUGCUGGGGAAGACUACCUCAGGAGGCUUGUAUGGAAAGCUUUUCAUCAACUGCAACAAAAAUGUCAUAUCUCUUGAUGAGGAGCUGGUCAAGCUCAAUUUCGCUUCUUUGGAUACUCAAGCAAGUAAUGAAGAUGUCAUUUUGGAUAACGACAGACCUGACAAAAAUAAUCAGCAAUCAGCGGAGGGAUCACAAAAUGAAGGCAUUUCGGAAAAUGCCAUCUUUUGGCGUGACAUCCAGAGCAAGAGUGUUUCUGCAGCUUUGAAAGAUGUCCUCGACAGUGUCUACGACACUUCUUCAAGCAGUAUAGCAAGCAUUCCUUUGGAAGUGUGUAUAUCAGACGUGUCUCCAUCAGAGUCCAUUUCUGCUAGUGGUGCAAGCUCUCCAGAACAGUCGUCAUUGUCCUCAACCACCCUUUCCAUUGAUGCAUCUUCAUCAGGCACAGACACACCUCCCACAUUGCCUGGUCUUGGCCGAGGCCUUGCCUUAAUGCUAAAGCUCAGGGAACUUAAGGGUGACAGCUCAUCCCAUGAGUCUGAUGCCAGGGGCAGAGAAUAUGUGGAGGCUGAUGAACCCAGUUCAAGUGAGGAAAGCGAGGAUGAUGGCUCUUAUACCCCUACUGUGGUCGGCACUCCACCUAGAGUUUUCGGGGAGGCUGAAACAUUCUGUUCUCCUGACAGCCCAGGCCCACUGUCAUCAGUACCUCCAAUGCCACAGCUUGUCAGUGUCAGAUCUAAGCUGGAACCAACAUCUGAGACUCCUGAACCAGCUGGUGCCAGCCAGUUUGGGGAACCUAGAGCUCGUGGUCGAGCUCGGUUGCUCCAUUUGUCUCCCAGUCCAUCAAGUACUAGUUCACCCUUUGAACAAAGUCAGAUGCCUUUGCCAAAAAACCUUGAUUUGAGUUUCAGUACCAAGGUGCAUGCACCAGAUACGCUUACUGAAAAAUGUGCAGUGUCCACUGAAGCAGCAUUUACUUGUGAACCAUUGGCCUCUGAAGUCUGUGCAGCUGAUGUGAAAGGCCUAAGUCCUCUUGCAGGCAUACCUGAACUAUCAGCAUACCAGUCUGCAGGGCGUGGUCAUGCACUGUUGAGAAAACUGGCAUCAAGCCACUCACCAGGCCAACACACUUCUCCGCUUUCAUCACAGUCGCUAAGCUCACAGCAAAAUAGCUUUGCACAGGAGUGUCCCUACAUGCUAAGUGGCAGCAGCCAGCCUGAACGCACUGUACAUAAUGGUGAUAACUACUCUUCUCAAGUGGUGACCAAGGCCAGUCGGCUGAAGGACCUGUUGGAAAAGAAAGGACGUUUAUUGUAUGUGGCACCAUUGCAAAGCUGCUCAUCUAAAACUCAAGGUGACAAUCUGGCAAAUUCUCCCAAGCCUGAUGCAACUACAGACUUAGUGCCGGCACUAAAGAUAAAUGAUGUGUUUGCUGGAAGUUCGCUAUCAUGUCCUGGUAGCAGCAGUAACCAGAUACCUUCGGCAACAAUGUCAACCAGAGAAAUGUUUUUGAAGUUACUUGCCACCAGUAAUGUUGAGGCUUCAUCUCAACCUGGCAAGGAGCUUGCUGACUAUUCUACAGCCAUGGACGGGUUUCAGUCAUCAGAAGACUUAGGGCAAGUUGGCUUCAUGCAUAGUAUUUGUCUUACCUAUCAUUUCAUAAUGGCGCUUCGCAAGAAGAAUGCCGGUGGCGGCGAUGCUCCAAGAGGUGCUUCUUGGAGCAGCACAGAAAGCAGUGUUAGUGACGACAUGGAAUUUGUGUCCGACAGCGACUCGGACAUUGUCUCGCCCACUGACGAGACUGACAUUCUCGGCUGGUUUCAUCUUGAAGCAGUGUUUGUAAGCAGGAUUUGGGAUUUAGCAGUAUUGAUGUCAAUUACUGAAGCAAGCUGCAGACAUUUUUUAAAGCACAUAGUAGUUUGCUUUCAAAGAUUUUACAGCUUUUUUCAGUUGUUUAUUUGUGUGCUUUCAUUCUGUUUUUCUUUUUGCCUAUUUAACAGGAGCCCUUAUUUAAAUACCUUUCCUGAACUGCCAUCAGAUAUGGAUCCCUGUGAACAGUUUAAGGGUGAUGUAUACUUCAAGACUGAUUAUGAUUCUUGCAGAUCGCCAUCUCAGCCUGCGAUUUUCAAAGUUCGGGCUCUCUGCCAUGGCAUUAGAGUACCUAGGCCAGUGACUCACCUUGACCAGACACCAUUUGACAAGUCUGUGAAAUCACUGUUGUGUUCCAAAGGGUUUCCUGGUCCAUCAUGCAUUCAGUCAGUGGUCUGGCCUGCAGUGAUAUCCGGUAGAGAUGUUGUAGUUGUGGCACCGCCACAUUCCGGCAAGACGUUUGCUUACCUGAUCCCACUGGUUUCAAGAUUGACCGAGGAAACUGACUACGAGAGUCUGCCUCUAGGCGUUGGACCCCUAAUGGUAGUCUUGACAUCCACAUGGAAAGGAGCUCGCCGCCUGAGUGAGCAGGCCAAACUGCUCAUCCAUCAGAAAACGGGUCCAAAAGUCUGCGUCUUGUAUGCUGGAGGAGCAGAAAAAGGAAAAGAGAUCGAAUUGGUCAAUGGCUGUGAUAUUCUGGUAGCAACUCCUGAAUGUUUUCUGCGCUUUCUGACCAAUUAUGAUCGUCUCAUCGUCAACUUGCGUCGAUGCUGCCAUUUGGUGCUGGAUGAUGGUGAACAGCUGCUGGACAAGUUUGCUGUAGAGGUUACUUCUGUGAUGAAAGAAUUUUGGCGGUGCACAGAGCGGCGCCGACCAGGCAUGCUCCAAGGCCAAAUUGUGGUUUGCUCAACAAUGUGGACUAGUGGCCUGAACUGCUUUACACGUAUGACGUACUCUAGCAGAACCCCCUUGAUCAUGAUCACUUCAUUCUACGAGGCUGCCAUCUAUGCACAGGUUCCAACAAUUGCCUGCUUUGGUGACCCCCAAAGUCGACAUGAAAUCUUGCUCAGAAUUCUGGAAGGCAGCCACAAUCGAAAAGUGGUUGUGUGCACUGCCGACAGACAGUCAGCCAUUGCUGUGCAUCAGUUGCUCUUUUCAUGUUGUGUCUGUUGCUUGCUGCUUCAUGAUGAGCUUCCCAUGGCGAAAAUUUGGGAGGUGACAAAUGAAUGGGCAAGUGAGCUUCCGAAGGCCAAGAUGCCUGUCCUUGUGGUUCAAGACAGUGUGCUGCCAUUGGCCAACAUUCGUGAUGCUGGGGUUCUUAUCCACUACGACGUACCUGAAUUGUCCAAGUACAACUUUGGCUUUCGCUUCUCCUGCCUUGCUGACCGAAUGCGUUCAUUCGAUGGAAAGGGUACUGCUUCUACUGAUGAACCAGUGGCCCACCUGAUACUUUCGAGCAACAACCGCAGUCUCUCUGUACAGCUUGUAAAGUUUCUGAACAGGCUAGGCGCCACUGUUCCAGAUGGACUGAGGAAGCUUGCUGCUGAGGAGGAAACUAAAGCAUCAAAAAAUGCCCUGGUGGCCCUGUGCCCGAAUCUCAAAGCAUUCGGUCAUUGUGAAAGGCAGACAGCAGAGAAGCGCUGCUUAUAUCGACAUCAGGUCAUACGUGAAGCAGAUCACUCACCGUCAUGGGCAGACCUGCCAUCUCAGGGCCGAGUCCUCAUUGUAGUGACCAAAGUGGUGAAUGCGUCGCGCUUUUAUGCAUGGAUUCUGCAGCACUGGGAUGCACCUGGUUCAACAAAUGAAAGCAAAUCAAAAGGUAAAGAGAACCUGGAGCUUCAGAAUGCCAUGGUGUUUCUGAAUGAAUACUUGUCACAGCCAAGUAACUGCAAAUCUCUGGUCGGAAAAGCCUUACCCAAAGUUGGUGAAGUUUAUGGGCUGGAGCACAGCUAUGGGCAAUUCCGUAGGGUCUUGGUAAUUUCAGUUGUGCCAAAGAGUUCUGGUCCAGCUAGUGUCACUGUUUCGCACAUGGACUAUGGGGAACAGUCAACUGUGGCUGCAACAAGAUUGCUUCAUCUACCGCCAGAGCUAACUAAGCUGCAGCCUUUCGCAGUGGAAGUGUACUGCUGUCGUGUCCAACCUCAGGACCACGAUCUCGAUUGGACUUUCCAGGCAGUCUUCAAGUCACAUGAGCUUGUGUUUAGGAAAGAACUUCUUGGCAAGAUUGUGCUGCGACUUGGAAAUACCUUGUGGCUUGACCCACUUGUCUUGUGGGAGGACCUUCCAUUUGUUGAUGUAAAGGUGCCCUUAAAGAAUGUGAGAGCUACCCUCAUUGAAGAACGCCUAGCUUGUGAUAAUGCAGCCCACGUGGAGAGCCUGUGCAAACUGGCUGCCGAUGCAGGAGUCACACUACCUGUAUUUCCAGAAAAGAAAGAAAGGAAUGACAGUGACAGCCAGAAUGCUGUUAUCAACCAGCAUUGUACCACGUUUCUUGACACGAUUGAGUUCAACCAUGUGUACCUCUGGAAGGUCACCUCUCCAUCUCAUUUCUACGUACAGCCCUUGAAGUUCAAUUCAUGUUUGGAUGUGCUUGAGGAUAACAUCCAGAAGGCUGUGGAAAAAAUGGAAUUGGCCAAGCUGAAGUCGGUGCAUCCCGGAGCAGUGUGCAUCGCUCGCUACAAUCACGAUCGUUGCUAUCGUGGGGAAGUGCAGAAAGUUCUCAACAAUGCAGAAGUCGUCGUAUUUUUUCCUGACUACGGAGAUACUGCAAAGUGCCCUCCAGACGAGCUGUUGGAGCCUCUUUCGUGGAUGAUGUUGUUACCAUACCAGGGCGUUCAGUGCUCUUUAGCUGGAAUCAUUCCAUCCUCUGGGCAGUGGACUCAAACGGCUGUGUCCAUGCUUGAAGAUUUUGGCUACGAUAACAACAAUGUGAAUCGUCUGCUAUGUCUCAGGGUUGUAAAAAAGAAUGCAGGAGAGCGUCCUGGGACAAGUAAUUAUGAGGUGCUGUUGUUUAGCACCUGCCAUGAAGGAAGAAUCAGUGCCGCUAAUCUUCUUGUAGAGGAGAAACUUGCUAUUCCAACAGACCUGCCAAAGCUCAGCUUUGAUGUCAACCUUCCACAUUCGAAGGUAUUUCAAGAGCAGUGUACAGGUUCAAGUGAUAGUGAAACUGAUGAAGAUGGAGAAGAGGUGACGCUUGAGUGCCAGAGGAAACUGGAGAAAUAUGUGUUUGAUGUGUUUAGUGAAGUUCGUGACCAGGUCCUUGCACCUGCAGCUGCUGAGCUCUUGCAGGAGUUGAGUUGUGACAGUGGUACGCUUGGCCAAGGAGACACUUCUCUCCAGCCCCAAGAAAGAGGAGCAGAGGCACAAGAAUUGUGCAAGAAAGUUGACAGAAAGGCUGCAGCAAAGGUUAAGCGAGCCAAAGCCCAUUCGCGAAGCUCCACACAGGAUCUCCCUCCACUGCUGGAGUCCAAGUUCAAGGCAGAGCACAGCCUUCAAGCAUCCAUCUCAUGGUGGCAAGAUCAUAGCUUUGUCUAUGUGGACAUCUUGAUUGCAAAUGUAAAGGAGUACGAGCUGAAUGUUACUACAGCAAUAUUUCGCAUCAGAAUGAAAACAGCAGAGCAUGAGUACUUUGCUCAUGAGGGGCUUUAUGCUGCCAUCAGACCAAAAAAAACAAGACUGGUGCAGAAAGCUGACUCUUUGAGCAUCACCUUUGAGAAAGUACAAGCCCAGCUGACAUGGAAGUUCCUGACUAGAAACAAGAGAAAGGUGCGGUACAUUCGCUAUAAACUGGAUCAAAUUGACGUGAGUGACGAUGAGGAUGACUUAGUCAGUGCCUGCCAGGCUUACAAGGACCCCCUCUUCACAGGUUCAGAAUACAAGCAACCAGCACAGAUCUUGCCAUAUGACCCAGUGGCUCAUGAAGAAAGGGCAAGGGAAAUGGAAGCAGGCAUCGAAGACAUAGAUGAUACGGUCGAGCCCAUGUACUUCAGCAUUGAUCCGAAUAAUAUUUUUGAUGACUUCAUCGAAUAAGCAAGCCAGAAGAUUGCAGAAGCAUGUCAUUAUGUCCCUCUUAGUUUUGUUUUUUUAACAUGUAUGUACAGGAGACUACAUCAAUCAUCAACAAUUCAUAUUCGUUGUAUUGUUAAUGUGUUCAGGAGUAUGUGUUACUCGUUACUUUCACCCUGCUGUGAUAACCGAAAAGUUUUUCGGCAAAGGACAUUUAGCUUUUUACUGUCAAUAAAUAUAAGAUAUUUGGCAUUGUGUUAUAAAGUAAUUUGUUUAUUGUGAUGUAUUUUGGUUCAGCUGUCACUGUGUGAGUGUGCAUUAGUGUCUUUGUUCAGGUGAGUGAAAACUGUGGUGCUUUUAAAGUUACUGUUCACAUUGUUUUAGCACUUAUCCUUAUUUAAAAUGCAAUAUUAGAAGAGCUAGGUGCUUAUAUUCAGUUGAAUAGCUGUUCACACAGAUUGCAUUUGAUAAUAGCAACUAACCAGGAGCAGCUCACAGGAGAGCGGCCACUCUUCUGUGAAAAUAGGUAAUGGUUGACAGCUCAUGAAGGCAUUCUUCUACAACUUGCUUUGAUUGCACUGCAAAUAUAUUUAUGUUCAAGGAUGUUUGUAGAAGAGGCUCGUUAGCAGCCUGAACAUAGGGAACUAGUGCUAUAGCACAUUCUUAUAAUGGCUGUUCACGGUAUUCUUGAAGUUGUGAACUAAUCCAAAGUCUUGCUCAAACCCGUGCUUUCCAACAGCUACAUUGUCCAUUCACGUCUUCAGAACCCUGUCCAGCUUGAAGAUGGACCACAAAUGCUUUGUCAGUCCAUCUUCAUUUUCUUUCACGUGGUGAUUAAAUUAUUCAAUUUU
Messenger RNA from Dermacentor silvarum, 7449 nucleotides. RefSeq names its product putative ATP-dependent RNA helicase TDRD12. The transcript has 34 exons. The record is from RefSeq and is a predicted model, not a curated record. Gene Ontology annotation, molecular function: nucleic acid binding; ATP binding. Bases 167 to 6622 code for a protein of 2151 amino acids. Lineage: Eukaryota; Metazoa; Arthropoda; Arachnida; Ixodida; Ixodidae. Gene Ontology annotation, biological process: germ-line stem cell division; transposable element silencing.